UUCCUCCUGAAAGAGUUCAUGCAACAUGCUGGAUAGCCUGUUUGACAGUAAUUUAAGUGUGCCAUGCUGUUAAAAGGUUACAAGAGUGGAUUAACUUUAAACUUUUGUUUUUGUGACUUAUGUCUGUAACUGUGUGAUAAAUGUGGGAUAUCUAUGUUUCAGAAAUGCAUUUAAGUAAUGAGGCAGGUGGCAAGAUGCAAUGCUGUCAGAGCUUUUGGGGGAAGAACAAAUCCAUAAUAACACCUGUAUUUUUGUGUUUAACUGCAGAUGUGCAUCUGGAAGUUUGAUUCCAUUUAUACAGAUGUAUCACUGGUUGGAGGCUCCAUUUGUAUUACAGCACGUCCUGACAUCACCUUCACACCAGGGCAGGGGGUUCCCAGCCUGGGGUCCACAGACUCCUCAGUUAAUGGUAGAAAGUCCAUGGCAUAACUAAAGACUGGGAACCCCUGUACUAGGAAAAGCUGGACAAUGACUGGCAAGUCCAUUUAUCUGAAUGAGGCUGCCAACCCUGUGAAUUAUCAUGCUUUACUUCAAGUACUUGUCAGCAUGUUAAGAGCUGGCCCGCCGGUAUAUUGCAUGCACCACUAAUACUACAAAUCCCACAUCCUUAUGGCGCUAGUCACGUGUGGUCAACUUUCAGCUAUCCCUCACCCCAAAAAUGGCUGAACAAAAGGUGGACUUUAAAAACAGGGGUUUUCAAGGCAGGUGUGAGGCAGAGUAUAUGUUCACAGAUAUAAAGGGCAAACCUGUUUGUCUUGUGUGCGGAGACGGUGUGGCUGUAAUUAAAGAGUAUAACGUAAGACACUAUGAAACGAAACACCACGACAAAUACAAGCAUCUGGACAAGAAACAGAAGCCCGCGGCGCGAUGUGCGGUCAAAAGAGUGGAUUGGUGGGCAGGAUCCGGGAGAAGAUGUGGGAGGAAAACGGUGCAGGUGAGCUGACAGCUUAUCACUGUAUCAUACACCAGGAAUCGUUGUGUGGCAAAGCCUUGAAAAUGGAACAUAUAAUGAGCACCAUAACACGAGCAGUUAACUUCAUAAGAGCCAAAGGUUUAAAUCACCGCGAGUUCAAGUUGUUUCUGGAGGAGUUGGGUUCAGAAUAUAAUGAUUUGCCCUAUCACACAGAGGUGCGAUGGUUAAGCCAAGGAAAAGUGCUGAAAAGAUGUUUCGAGUUGCAUGAGGAGAUCUGUCAGUUCAUGGAAAGCAAAGGGAAAGACACAACAGAGCUCCAGGAUAAAAAGUUGCUUUGUGAAAUGGCGUUUCUGUGUGACAUCACGAGCCAUCUCAAUGCGCUCAACCUGCAGCUUCAGGGGCGGGGUCUUGUGAUCACAGACAUGUACGCUGCAGUGAGGGCUUUUAAAACCAAGCUGCGCCUGUGGGAGACGCAGAUGCAGCAAGGAAACUUGAGCCAUUUUCCAUGUUGCCAAACUAUGAAAGAGCAGGUUUCUACCGCAGUGUUCCCACGUGCAAAGUUUGCUGAAAAACUUUGCAUACUUGGUGCCGACUUCACAUGGCGAUUUGCUGACUUUGAAGCCCAAACAAGCAGGUUUGAACUGCUCAGUAAUCCAUUUGCAGCUGACGUGGAAAGCGCACCAACCAACAUCCAAAUGGAGCUGAUUGAACUCCAAUGUAGUGACACACUCAAGGCAAAGUAUGACUCGGUGGGCGCUGCACAGUUUCUACGUUUCAUUCCCGACACGAUGCCCCAGCUGUGUACCCAAGCUGCUCAAAUGCUCUCUAUGUUUGGCAGCACAUAUCUGUGUGAACAACUGUUCUCUUUGAUGAAGGUAAACAAAACAUCACACAGGGGUCGUCUUUCUGAUGAACACCUUCACUCAAUUCUGAGGAUUUCCUCAGCUCAGAGCCUGACUCCAAACAUUGAUGAACUUGCAUCCAAGAUGAGUUGCCAAGUAUCUGGCUUAGACUAGUGUGAAUCACAGAGUGUUAGCCUGUGGAAAAAUGUUUUCAUUAGAAAUUACUCCGGAAAAGCUGCAGAUAAAGCCAUAAGAAAUAAAUGCAACUGAUUUUUUAUUUAUUUAAUGUUCAAUGUUGUUUUUGUAGGCAAUAACCUAAGCUUUGUUAGUUCCAGGUUAAUAUGUGUAAUAAAUUCAUUUCAAUAAGUUUUGCAAUAAACGCUGAACCAG
Molecule: messenger RNA, 2145 nt
Organism: Hypanus sabinus (Atlantic stingray)
Lineage: Eukaryota; Metazoa; Chordata; Chondrichthyes; Myliobatiformes; Dasyatidae
Product: general transcription factor II-I repeat domain-containing protein 2-like
Exons: 2
Coding region: 868-1929 (353 amino acids)
Source: RefSeq, a predicted model, not a curated record